Messenger RNA from Osmerus eperlanus (European smelt), 2502 nucleotides. Its product is annotated as heat shock 70 kDa protein-like. Bases 169 to 2166 code for a protein of 665 amino acids. NCBI's taxonomy places the organism in Eukaryota, Metazoa, Chordata, Actinopteri, Osmeriformes, Osmeridae. Gene Ontology annotation, molecular function: ATP-dependent protein folding chaperone; ATP binding; ubiquitin protein ligase binding. The transcript has 2 exons. Gene Ontology annotation, cellular component: blood microparticle; cytoplasm; vesicle. The record is from RefSeq and is a predicted model, not a curated record.
GCGUUCUAGAAACUAGCAUUCACUAUAUAAGCAACCAGUUCAGACGGUCGAGGCAUUACUUUUUGAAAGACUCAAGACGCCUCAGGAGCAACACCUAAACACACGGGAAACUUCUCAGCAAGGCUCUAUUGAGCUCCCUCCGACGAGAACAAAAUUAAACAAUCCAAGAUGUCUUCAGCAAAAGGAGUAUCUAUUGGCAUUGAUCUCGGUACAACCUACUCCUGUGUGGGAGUGUUUCAGCAUGGGAAGGUUGAGAUUAUUGCCAAUGACCAGGGCAACAGAACCACCCCUAGCUAUGUGGCCUUCACUGACAAUGAAAGGCUAAUUGGAGAUGCCGCGAAAAACCAGGUGGCCAUGAAUCCCACCAACACCGUCUUCGAUGCCAAACGGCUGAUUGGCCGAAAGUUUGACGAUCCCAUUGUACAGUCUGACAUGAAGCUUUGGCCCUUCAAUGUCAUCAGUGACGGUGGGAAGCCCAAGGUCCAGGUGGAGUACAAAGGGGAGACAAAGGCCUUCUACCCUGAGGAAAUCUCAUCCAUGGUUCUAGUGAAGAUGAAGGAGAUAGCAGAGGCCUACCUUGGUCAGAAGGUGUCCAAUGCAGUCAUCACAGUUCCAGCUUACUUUAAUGACUCACAGAGGCAGGCCACCAAAGAUGCUGGGGUCAUCUCUGGCCUGAACGUCCUGAGGAUUAUCAAUGAGCCCACAGCAGCUGCUAUCGCAUACGGCCUGGACAAGGGCAAAAGAGGGGAGCGCAAUGUAUUGAUCUUUGAUCUGGGUGGGGGUACCUUUGAUGUGUCCAUUCUGACCAUUGAGGACGGCAUCUUUGAGGUGAAGGCCACAGCUGGGGACACUCACCUGGGCGGGGAGGACUUUGACAACCGCAUGGUCAACCACUUUAUGGAGGAGUUCAAGAGGAAACACAAGAAGGACAUCAGCCAGAAUAAGAGGGCGGUGCGAAGGCUGCGCACGGCCUGUGAGAGGGCAAAGAGAACCCUGUCCUCCAGCACCCAGGCCAGCAUCGAAAUCGAUUCUCUUUUUGAAGGUAUCGACUUCUACACUUCCAUCACCAGGGCACGCUUUGAGGAGAUGAAUGCAGAGCUUUUCAGGGGAACCCUAGAACCAGUUGAGAAAUCCCUGAGGGACGCCAAGAUGGACAAGACUCAGAUUCACGACAUCGUCCUGGUCGGUGGCUCCACUCGAAUCCCCAAGAUCCAGAAGCUCCUGCAGGACUUCUUUAACGACAGGGAGCUCAACAAGAGCAUCAACCCAGAUGAGGCAGUGGCGUACGGGGCUGCUGUCCAGGCUGCCAUCCUCAUGGGAGACACCUCAGAGAACGUCCAGGACUUGCUUCUGCUGGACGUGGCACCUCUGUCCCUGGGGAUUGAGACAGCAGGAGGAGUUAUGUCAACCCUCAUCAAACGUAACACCACCAUCCCCACCAAGCAGACCCAGACCUUCUCCACUUACUCCGACAACCAGCCUGGAGUGCUUAUUCAGGUGUAUGAGGGGGAGAGGGCAAUGACCAAGGAUAACAACCUGCUUGGCAAGUUUGAGCUGACAGGAAUUCCUCCUGCCCCAAGAGGGGUACCUCAGGUGGAGGUAACCUUUGACAUUGAUGCCAAUGGCAUUCUGAAUGUGUCCGCUGUUGACAAAAGCACUGGCAAAGAAAACAAGAUCACCAUCACCAACGACAAGGGCCGUCUGAGCAAGGAGGAGAUUGAGAGGAUGGUGCAGGACGCUGAAAAGUACAAAGAUGAGGAUGAUAGUCAGAGGGAGAAGAUAGCUGCCAAGAACUUGUUGGAGUCUUACGCGUUUAACAUGAAAAGCAGUGUGGAGGAUGAUAAUAUGAAAGGGAAGAUAAGUGAAGAUGAUAUAAAGAAGGUUGUUGAGAAGUGCAACCAGGCAAUCUCCUGGUUGGAGAACAACCAACUGGCAGAGAAGGAAGAGUAUGAACACCAGCAAAAGGAGCUAGAGAAAGUGUGUAACCCAAUUGUGUCCAAGCUGUACCAGGGAGGGGCCCCAAUGGGAGGGGCCCCAAUGGGAGGGGCCCCAAUGGGAGGGGCCCCAAUGGGAGGGGCCCCAAUGGGAGGGGCCCCAAUGGGAGGCUGUGGUAGCGAGGCACGGUCCAGUUCCUCUCAGGGGCCUACUAUUGAGGAGGUGGACUAAACACUGGAUGGCCUCCUUCAGAGCAUGCACUUUGGCAUCUUUGUUGUAACCGGACAUGUUUUCACUGCAAGUGUACCUUAAUGUUAUUCAAAGCUUCCAAAAACAAUGUGAUAUUUCAAACACACUAAUUUUGUAUAGGAAGACAGCACCUUUAGUUAUGUUCAGGAGGUGUUCUCUUGCUUAGAAAAUAGGGAUUUUUGACCUUACAUUUGAAACCCUGUUUGAUAGUUUACAGAUGUAUUAGUUUGGCUCGUCCAUCUAUUACUGUAUAUACUGUGCAUUAUUGUCUUGUUCAUCUCUUGAUUUAUCAUAAUAAAACUUUUCCAAGAUUUCAAA